Messenger RNA from Mercenaria mercenaria, 1800 nucleotides. RefSeq lists its product as uncharacterized. The transcript has 2 exons. The record is from RefSeq and is a predicted model, not a curated record. The coding region runs from base 37 to 966 and encodes 309 amino acids. NCBI's taxonomy places the organism in Eukaryota, Metazoa, Mollusca, Bivalvia, Venerida, Veneridae.
UUAGGUAUCGACAUAGAUAGCGUAAGCUCAACAAUAAUGGCUGCCUUAAAUUGUGUUUGGGAUAUUUUUGAAAAAUAUGGAUACUCUCGUUUAUCGGCAGACAAACGGGUAGAGAUCUAUAAGAAUUGUAAUGAAAUCGGAAGCUUGUUCUAUAGACAAAAAUCAAACGAGGAUAUUGAUCUUGUAAUUGCUGGGAGCCGUGGGGAAGGAAUCGGAUUACAUUUCGACUGCGAUAUUGACAGACUCUUCAUUCAGCGUUCAGCUAUGGGUUUUCACUCAUACCCAGUAACCUCGGACCGUAAGCGUUUUGAUGCGGAAUUUGAACUUGACUUUGACCAUGCACCAAGCGGAUAUUGUCAAUUAAGAUUAAUGUCAAUACAAGAAAAAAUAGAUCCCGAUUCAAGAAACGCAAGUUUUCUACAAAAUAUAGAAAACUCCCUCAAUGAGCAAAAUGGACAUAAGUAUCUACGAAAUGAUCGAAUGCUGACAUCUGCAAUGAGUCAUUUAAAACAGGAAGGAUGGCUGGAAAGGAGCUUUGUAUAUGAUGUUGCUAAAGGGCCUGCACAACCGUAUGAAUGCAAACUACCUUACACAAAGUUUUCAUUAAACUUUGACGAUGUAUUGGCUUUACAAUGCUCUUAUCCCUCGAUAGUGAAUGAGUGGUGUGAUCGUCAAAGACAUCACGGUUGGCCAAGUUCAGAUGUGAUCGAAGAGGUGAGACGUUUAGAUGUUCUUGCUGUACCGGUCGGAGAGACAGAAGAUGACGUAAUGCAACGGAGAAUCAGCUUAGUGCUUGGAGAACUCGCACUAGUACGUUCUUUUAAUGACACACAAUUAAAAGUAUAUGGUGCAUUAAAAAUGCUUGCAAAGGCCGUUUUGAAGAAAUCAAGUGAAAACCUGUCAUCGUAUGUGAUGAAAAAAUGUUAUAUUUUGGAUAUCAGAGAGUACAGACAUUCACAAUUUUGAGAGAAAUCAAUUCUUACAUCGGGUCAUAGACGGGCUGAAAUAUUUGCGUAAGUGUGUGUAUGACAGAAACCUUCCAAAUUACAUGAUCCCAGGAAGAAACUUGUUGAUACACAAGAUAUCAGAAAAUGAAAAAGUCAAAGUAUUACAGGACUUGGAUAAUUUCCUCUCAGACGGUGAAAGCGUACUAUUACAAUGUCCAGAGAUCAAACAUCUUCUUGGUCAAGUCGCUCAGAUAAGAUCAAGGAUGAUUGACAAGAACGAAAACGCGGAGCAGGCGAUUAUUUCUUUGUUUUCACUCCCACCUUUAAAGGGUUUAGAAAUUAUGCUACAGUUAUUCAAAAUAAAGACAGGCGAAGAUUUAAUCAAUUUCUGUAGGAAACACAUUUUUCCAAUGAUAAGAGAGACAAAUCCAUUUGGAUUUUUCGACGACUUCAGCAGCAAGACUGACGAAGAAAUUUUAGAGUUCGUAGAAAGACCAGAGUCAACGCUCGCCGGUAGCACAGAGGAGAAUGUCUCGGAACAAGCGGCUGAGAUAGAGGUUUGUGAAGGCAUUGAUGCUUUGAAUUAAAGAUAGUCGCCGACAAAAAAGAUGUUUGGUGCCAGCUGAUGUACAUAGCAAAGCUAAGAAACAGGAAAAUAUCAUUGAAAAAACAGUUGGAAAGAAUCAAGUACAGUAUGAAGUUAAGAUAUAGAUGCCAGCGCUAAAAGCAUUGCAUCAAAUAAAACACACAUAUAUCUGGAUAAAACAUUUAAACUGAGAAGUGAUGUAAUCUUUUGAAAGAUUAUUGGACUCUUUUUUAACAAAUUAUAUAUGUUUUACUUGUUUGAUCGAAU